CGUUCAUCGCCAAGAUCCUCAUUUUCUCCUGUCGGCGGCUGCCUCUGCUUACCGAAAAGCCCUAGCGCCAUGUUCGCCCGAUCCGCCUUUGCUCGCCUGCCUGCCCGUUCCAAGGCUGUGUCGUCCCAGCUCCGUUCGCUUGCCACGGCAAACACCAGCAACGCCGAGGGAACCUUCACCCCCGACGGAAAGCGUGUUGUCACCCUCAUCCCCGGUGACGGUAUCGGCCCCGAGAUCUCCAAGUCGGUUCAGCGAAUCUUUGCAGCGGACAAUGUGCCCAUCACUUGGGAAGAAGUCAGUGUCACUCCCGUUCUCAAGGACGGCAAAACCGCCAUUCCCGAUGAGGCGCUCCACUCCAUCAACCGCAACAAGCUUGCCCUCAAAGGUCCUCUUGCCACCCCUGUCGGAAAGGGCCACGUCUCCCUGAACUUGACCCUCCGAAGAACCUUUGACCUCUUUGCCAAUGUUCGCCCUUGCCAGUCCAUUGUUGGAUAUAAGACUCCCUUCGACAACGUCAACUCGGUUCUCAUCCGCGAAAACACCGAGGGCGAGUACUCGGGUAUCGAGCACCAGGUUGUUCCCGGUGUUGUCCAGUCCAUCAAGCUGAUCACCCAGAAGGCCUCGGAGCGCUGUGUGCGGUAUGCCUUUGAGUAUGCGCGCACUACCGGCCGAAAAUCCGUCACUAUCGUUCACAAGGCCAACAUCCAGCGACUGUCCGACGGCCUUUUCCUCUCCACCGCCCAGGAAGUUGCCAAGGACUACCCCGACAUCAAGUUCGAGGAGAUUCUCUUGGACCGUGUCUGCCUCAAGAUCGUCCAAGACCCCACCCAGUACUCUGAUACUGUCAUGGCCAUGCCUAACCUCUACGGUGACAUUCUCUCGGAUCUCUGCGCCGGCCUUAUUGGCGGUCUUGGCCUCACUCCCUCUGGAAACAUCGGACUGAAGGCCAGCAUCUUCGAGAGUGUCCACGGAACCGCUCCCGAUAUUGCUGGCAAGGAUCUGGCCAACCCCACCGCUCUCCUUCUCUCUGCCACCAUGAUGCUCCGUCAUAUGAAGCUCGAGGAGCACGCUGACCGCAUCCAGAAGGCCGUCCUCAGCACCAUCGCCGAGGGCAAGGUUCUCACAGGCGAUCUUGGCGGCCGAUCCACCAACACUCAGUUCACUGACGAAGUCAUCCGCCAUCUCUAAUUUCGACUCGAGGCUUUCCGCGUGUAGUUACACAGCCGGAACGAGCAAUAUGAUCCCGUAGACUGAGAAAUACAUCUCUAUUCGCUCAACAA
Molecule: messenger RNA, 1280 nt
Organism: Polychytrium aggregatum
Lineage: Eukaryota; Fungi; Chytridiomycota; Chytridiomycetes; Polychytriales
Product: alpha subunit of isocitrate dehydrogenase
Exons: 10
Coding region: 70-1188 (372 amino acids)
Biological process (GO): tricarboxylic acid cycle; isocitrate metabolic process
Cellular component (GO): mitochondrion
Molecular function (GO): magnesium ion binding; isocitrate dehydrogenase (NAD+) activity; NAD binding
Source: RefSeq, a predicted model, not a curated record